This is a messenger RNA of Saimiri boliviensis boliviensis (Bolivian squirrel monkey), 1636 nucleotides long. RefSeq names its product t-complex 10 like (gene TCP10L). Lineage: Eukaryota; Metazoa; Chordata; Mammalia; Primates; Cebidae. The record is from RefSeq and is a predicted model, not a curated record.
AUGCUGGAGGGUCAGCUCGAAGCUGGGGAGCCCAAGGAGGACACCCCAGAGGACCCAUGCCUGGGAACUGGGGCUGACACAGAGAAGACAGCUGUGCCAGCCGAGGUACCCAGGGAGCACAGCAACACCCGGGAAGAUUCUGGUGAGCUGAGCUCUCCAUUACAGCAGCAGAUCACCAGACUUGACGAAGAGCUCGGGAGGCAGGAGUCGCUGUGGGCUGACGUUCACAGCCCUCCUCCUCCUCAGAGGCCAAUGAGUUCAAAGAGACAAAGAAUUAACUCGGGGCCAACACCACCACAGGAAGACGGAGAUAAAAGUCCUUCCGGGAGAUGCCCAGACAGCAGCGCCACACGCACUGGAAGGCCGACUCCCUGGGCGGAAAGACGGGCAUCUGAAGACGGAAAGGGGACCGCUAUGCAUCCAUCUUCCCGAAGUCCACAAAACUGGAGUGGCAGAAAAUCACGAGUACAGGCUUCCCAGGCCGCCACGCUGCAGGAGCGGAUGGCGGCAGUCGGAGGAGAUGGUGAGCGGGACAGGGACCCCUACCUAUUUCCAUGCGUCCUCCCGUGCCAUUGCCUGCAGCCCUACCAGAGUGCCCUCUCAUCCCGCACCUGCCCGGCCGCUUUCCCAAACACCAGCUCUGUCCAUGCAGCUGUGGGAAUUUCUGCAUUGGGGGUCCCACCAGGAGGGGCCAAGACUACCCUGUGUGAGUCAGGAAAGAACUCCUUCCCCACGUCGCUGCCGGAAACUGACCAUAGCAGCUUCGGACCCCCACAGGAGCCUUUCUCGGUGAAGAAACAGAACCCAUUGGUGGCCGAGCCUCAGCUGGACUCCUUCCCAUCCUCGGCCCAGGCCUGCUUGGCCCUGCAGGGCGAGCCUGGCACUGUCUUCCUCCAGAGUCCACUCCCAGGGCCUCCUGCCUACCAGCUGCUUCAUGGCCUUUCGGGGAGCUCCAUAGAUGUGAGGCCAGGGCCCUCUCUGCUCAGACCCCCGCAGGCUCUGCGCUCUUCAGUCUUAGAGAGUUCUGAAGGUGGAUUUCUCAGCCACGUUCAACCUGAUGAGCUCACCGGUUCUUCCGCAAACACUGCAGAGCUGAGGGUAGAAAAAUUCUACCCUGCUGGCUCCAGAGAAAUUGUGUUUCCCGAUGGGACAGUGGAACGAUUCCAGGACAUACAGGAAGAGACCUUGUUUCCUGACUGGACAAUCCUAAGGGUAGAAAGGAAUGGAGACAAAACCAUCGUGCUCAGCAACAGGCAGAAAGAAAUCCACAUGGCCCAGUUCGAGUGGAGGGAGUACCCAGAUGGCACCAUCAAGGCUGUGUAUUGCAGCGGCUGUCAGGAAACCAAGUAUGCAUCCGGGAGGGUUAAGACCAAAGAUGAAGCUGGAAAGAUGGUCCUGGACAGGAAGGAGAUCCGCCCUCAGCACGCAGCAUCACAUGGGAAAUGCCGACCACAGUUUCUUCCUAAAACAGACGAAAACUCAUAACAGAUUAGCUGCCCCAAAUGCCCAAAUGAUCUUGGAGAGCCACCAAAGCUUUAGGACUACCCAAGUCAUCUAGAAACUGCAAGGAAAAAGGCAUUCUCUCCUGUAUUUAGGAAACAUGGUUAGAGCAGCAUGCAUCAGAGAACAGGAGGCU